Molecule: messenger RNA, 357 nt
Organism: Ramularia collo-cygni
Lineage: Eukaryota; Fungi; Ascomycota; Dothideomycetes; Mycosphaerellales; Mycosphaerellaceae
Exons: 1
Coding region: 1-357 (118 amino acids)
Source: RefSeq, a predicted model, not a curated record
AUGGAUUGCUGGACCUCCCUCAACCUCGCACUCCGCGAUCAGGAGGAUGAGACACGCCGCAACGGCGAGUCUGUCUUGCAGGCACCAAGCUCGGACAUGGAUGUUGCCCUCCUGAUUGCUUCUCGUGCCCGCAUGACGACGGAAAAGCGCAGUUCGCAGGCUCCUUGCCCACGCCUACAAGGCCCAGUAGCAGUGCAUAUCCUCCCAGCACUUCAGGCUCAAAGCAUCCCCAUGAAGAGUGUUUGCCUUGGAAAGAGCGUCCUCGAGACUGAGCGUUUGCCAAAGCACGCGCGCAUCGUGCGUCCGCCCUCCUUCAGUCAAGUAUCUCCGGUAGUUCAGGAACGACGCCGCAGAUGA